AUGGAAGUAAACUAAACAAGAAAUACCAUUUCAUCUGAAACUGAUAUUCUAAUCAAAUCAAAUGAAAUGUAUCUCCAUUCAGAUGGAUUCUAUCCUUAGUCUGUCAAUUUAGAGUAAUAAACUAUUAAAUGAUUUAGAUCCAAAAUAAUCCUUUUAGACACGUUAUUUAAUUUGUAUUCUGUUUAACAUGAAAAUCUUGACAUUUAGAUAUUAAAAGAUGAAAUAAUCUAAUUCAAUAAAGAGAUAAUUAUAAAGCAACAGAAAUCUGGCAAAUAUUUAUAAGCAAUAUAUAUUAAAGAUAAAUGGACUUUAUAAUUAACAGAAGAACUUGAUAAAACAUGCUUAUUUACUAUAUAACCUUGUUUUAAAUCAUAAAUUAUUGUAACCUUUCAUCUAUCAUUAUUAGAAUCAAAAUUGCGUCACUUUAUACAAUGAAGUCCACAUUAGUUUAUCUCCCAAUAAUGAUGCUUAAGGAGAUACAUAAGAUUGCUAUUUGACUUGGGAUUCAAAAUAAAUUACAUUUACUAGCGAAGUUCAUCUAGCCACAAAUUUCAUAUUUGAAACAAUCAAUAAGGCUAUAAAUAAAUUAUAUUAUGGUUCUUUAAUUAAAAUAAAGUUAAUCGAAAAGAAUGCUUAUUUAGUGAUGACUACAAAAAGAUCUGCCUUAAUAUAAACAAAAAAUCUAAUCAAUUAAUCAAAUGCUGAUAUUUAAUAUGAUGCUUUAUUCUCAAAUAAUUUAAUAGUUACUUGGUAAGAAUAAGAAUAAAUAUCUGAAUUUGAUUUAUGGAGAAUAUAUCAUCCUCAAAAAGCCUAUUAAUAAAUUAAUUAGAAUGAUUCAUUUUAUAUAUAAAAUGUUGCAAGCAAUUAAUACAUUUCAUAGUCUAAAAUAGUAAAUAAUUUUGAAGAAGCAUCUCUUUUUUAAUUCUAAGAAAUAAAUGCUAAUAAUAAUUUUAUUAGUGGAUUUAUUAUUUAUUAAGAUAAAUAUUUCAGUUCUUCACUUUUACAACAAUAAAAUUCUUUAUUUUAUUAAUUAGAAUACAAAUAAUAAUAUACUAAAGAAGAUUAAUUAUUAUUGGAAGUAUAAAGUAAUACAAAUCAAAUCUAAAUCAAUUGGCUUCAUAGUACAGUCAAUAGAAUUCAAAAUGUUAUCAAUAUUUUUACAUAAAAUAAAGAAUUAAUAUAAUAAUCUAUUAGAUCUAAUUAAUAAAUUAAUUCUAAAUUUGAAACUAUUUAUGAAUUAUUCAAUUAACUCAUUCAAAUUUUAUCUGAUUUGAUUUGUUUUUGUUUAGAAAAUGGAUUUACAUUAAAAGUUAUUGAUAGAAAUUCUAUAUUCAAUUCAAGAAAAAAUAAAAGAAAUCAAGAUUUACUUAAAAGAUAUUAUAUCAUCUAAUAUUUAAAUUAAUUAUUAGAACUUAUCUCUUGGGAUGAUUAAUUAACUUAAUUAUCUGAUGAUGUUGAUUUUCUCCUUUCAGAAGAAUAAGAAUAAAGUUUAAGAUUGAGAAAUUAAAUUAAAAAAGUGAUUAAGACUAUAUUUUUAUUUUUCUCUGCUUUUGGUGCAUAUAAUGAAUAAAAUGGUCUCUUUAUAUUAUAUAGCUAUUCAAAACUUCUCUAGCUUCUUGGAUGUCAUAUAGGAGCAUUUGAUUGUUUAAUCUAAAUAUUUUCAACUAAUUAAAUACUUAUUCCUAUUGCAUCAUCUCUAUAUUUUAAUUAAUCAACAAAUUAACUUUAAAAGAAUGAAAUUACACUUAUAGAUUUGAUAUUUAAAAGGGGUUAAUAUUUAUAUGAGUCUAAAAUUAGAUCAUUUUGGUCAAAUAUCCCUAAAUUUCUUUAAAUUAUUUGUUUCUAAAAUGAUGUUCCAUAUAAAAAUAAUCAAAAAGCCAUAGGUUUAAAUUUAAGAGCUGAUUCAAUAAUUUUUUCAAAACUUUUUGUACAUAAAGAAGAUUAAUUAUUUUAUUUAAAGAUAGAUGAUAUAUUAAUUGAAUUAAAUCAAAUUUAUUAGAGUGGCAUUAAGAAUAAUUUAGAGAUGAUUUAAGAUUUAUAAUAAUGUAAAAAGUUUAUUGAUGAGUAUUUAAAUUUAGUUGGUUCUCUUUGCCAAAAUAGAAAUGUAUUAAAUAUAAUAUAUUUUAAAAAUAUUUUCCCUAAAUAACAUCUCAUUACAUAUGUAAGUAAUCUUAAGAAUGAUGAUUAUCUUAGAUGCAAAUUGAUAGCUAUUUUAAUUAAUUUGUAUAUAGAUUUUCAUCCAUUUUAUAAAAUCUAGAUUCCAAAAUUAAUAUUUAAAUGUUACAAAUAAUAAAAUGAUGAAGAUUUUGAUGAAGAAUUAUUAUAAAUAAAUAAAUAAUAAAUUAAUGAUGAAGAUAUUAAAUUUAUAGAAAGUAUUUAAAUAAUAGUAUAGGAUUAUCUAAAAAAAAAUUUAAUCUAAUAAAAUAAAGUUAAUUUAUGUAUUAGAAAUUAUUAAAUGUUGAAUAUGUAUUUAUAAUUACUAAGUUUUAAAUUGCCUACUUAAAAUUAAUAAUUAAAUAGAAUUAAUAAUAAUAAUAAUAAUAAUAAUAAUAAUAAUAAUAAUAAUAAUAAUAAUAAUAAUAGUUUUAUAGAUCCAAAAUUUCACCUUUAUUUUGAAUUCUUAAUUUUAGCAUUUUCAAUUCUUCCAGAUUCAAUAUCUGAGAAAUCUCCAAAUUAAGAUUUAUUAUAAUAAUUUGAAUAAUUUUCUGAAGAUAGAAAUGUUUUUAAUCUUUUAACUAAGUGUUUCAUUGAAUUUGUAUAAUAUUUAUCAGAAAUAUUUGAAAAAGAAAUCAUCUAAAAAUGUUUAAAUAAUAAUAAUGAUUAAAAUUAUAAGAAUAAAAUUAAAUUAAAUUUUAAUAUCCCAGUAUAAUAUGUUGAUAUAUCUAAUACUCUAUUGAAGAUAUUAUCUCAUAAAUAAUUAGCAUCUUAAAUCAAAAUUAAGAUUUUUAAUUUAAUUGAUAAACUUUAUUAACCCAAGAAAGCUAUAUUAUUAAGAUUUGAAUAAUGUAUGAUUUUGGAAAAGUAAAUUGAAAUAGAUAUAUGUAAAGAAAUUGAAGAAAUUAAUUAUAAGUUAUUAUCAUUAUUAUAUAAUGACAAUAUUAAGCAAUAAUAUUAAAAUCUUAUUCAAAUUUUGAAGAAUUUCAAUUAAAAACUAGAUAAUUCUGAAUAUUUAUUAAUAUCAUAAAGAAUAAUUAGGAUUUUAAAUCUUGAUUAAACUAUCUUUGAUAUUCUUAUUAAUUUUAUUUAAUAAUGUAAAAAUAUAACUAUAAGAUUGUAAAAUAGUGUUGGAAAUUAUAAUAAUUAAGAUGAAGAUAUUAUUUAAUUAUGUCAAGAAUUAUUUAAUUUUCUGAGGAUAACUUGUAAAAAUAAUUAUUAAAAUAAAUUAAAAAUAAUGAAAUAAUUUGAUGUAAUUGAAUAAUAUUUUACAAUUAUUGAUUUAGGAUAAUUUAAUCUACUUAUUACUAUUUAUGAUAAUUCUUUUGAUUUAAUUGAUUAUAUAAGUCCUAAAACUAUAUAUUUAUUAUUUGAAAAUAUAUGUUUUGGAACUAUAAGAAUACUUCAAUGUAUAUUAUGUUAAUAAAAUAUAAUCUCACAUAAAAAUCUUGUACUAAUAUUUCAAUAAAUAUCAUUAAGAUCAUAAUUUAAUGAGAUAAUAGGUUUAGGAUAAUAAAACUUUUAUAAGUUAUUUACAAUUGAUUAACAAUAAUCUAUAUAAACAUUAAUGUUAUUAGGAAAAGCACCUUAUAUAUUAUAAAUUUAAGGGUAUAAAUUUUUAAUUAAUUUAAUAUAAUUAUUUAUAUCAACUGGACAAAGCAAUUAAAAUGAGAUUUAUUAAAAUUUUAGAGUGUAAUAAUAAAAAGAGCAUAAUCAUAAUUAAAUAUAAUCUAAUAAUAAUAAACUUCAUCAUAAUUUACUAUAAAAUUGUUUUUCUUAUGUUAAUUUAUUUAGAUUGAUUUUUGCUUUAGAAGAUAUAUUUUCAAUUUAAAUAAGAAAUUGGUAAAUAGAUUCUUCAUAAAUUUAAUAAAAAAAAGAUUUAAAUUAAAUAUUCUUAAAUACAAUAUUGAAAUAUCAAUUAUUAAAAUUUCUAAAUCUACUUUUAACUUAAAGUGAAUUCUCUAAUUAUGAUGAUGAAUAUAUUGAACUUGUUAAGAUGUUUAUUAACAAUGAAAAAAAACUUUUUAAUAUAUAAAUUAUGUCCAUUGACUAUAAAAUAUAUAUUGAAAAUAUUGAAUCUCAAAAUAAAUUGAAAAUGCUCUCUAAAUUAUAUAAAGAUCAUCAUAAUGUUUAAUAGAGUGAUUUUUAGGAGAUUUCUGAAUAUUUGAUUAAUGAAUAUUUUGAAUGCUUUAUAUUCAAUAAUUAUUGUAUUUUACUUUUUGAUUUAAGUUUAAAUUUAGCUUAGAAAUUAUCAGAGUAUAUUGAUACUUUUGAAGAUUCAUCUACAAAAUCUAAAUCAAAUCGAAAUUCAUCAACUUUGAUAUUUAAGAAGAAAAGUCAAUCUAUAUCUCUUAUAGAAUUUGGAACAAAUGAAUUAAAUAAUAUAUCAUAAAAAUUAAGUCCAUUUAAUGAACUUAAAGUUUAAAUGGAUGAUCUCAUUUAUUCAAUUGAAUAACACUUAAAUGAUAAACUUACAAAAGAUGAAAUAAAAGAGAAUUAAAAUUUAUUAUAUUUAAAAUAAUAAUAAUUAAAAUUACUUUAUUUAAGAUAAUUAGAUUUUAAAGGUUUCAAAUUUGAGAUGUAAAAAAUAAAUAAGAAUAAUCUUAAUUAAGAUUAAUAUCUAAAUCCAGAAUAUUUUAAUGAUUCAAGAAUUCAUGAAAUUAUAAAAAUUUAAGGAUUACUUGAUAGUAAUAUUAUAAAAAGUGUUAUAGAAACCUUAACAAAUACACAUUAAGAUUAAGCAGAAGAAAACUUUUAGAUGUUUAAGUAAAUUUAUUAAAGAUUAUAAUUGAUGAAUUAAAAUUAUGAAAUUUUAAUUGAAAAUUUUCAUAAAAUUAUCUUACCAUUAGUUAGAAUCUUAAAAUAAAGUUUAAAUAAUCUAAUUAGUAAUUAUUAAGGAGUAUUAAAUAUUCUUGAGUUCUUUUGGUAACUUUUAGAUAUUCAUACUUACAUUAGAGCAGAUUAUGAGUAAACAGUUUAAUUAUAUGUAAUGAAUUAGAAGGAUAUUUAUAAAAGUUAGAGUGAAUAAAUUUUAUAAAACAAGGCUAUCAAAUAAAUACAAAAUUUAAUAUGUAAUGAAGGAUUUUUUGAGAUUUUAAUAUAAUUUUGUGAUUCUUAUCAAAAUUUAAGAGUUAUUCCUUUUACAGAACUUGGAUUUAUAAAUUAAGAUUUAAAAGAUUAAUUAUAUUAUAAAUUUUUAUUAGUAUCAACAAAAUUGAUUAGAGGAUAAGAAUAAGCAAAUAAGAUGGCAUAAGAUAAAAUUAUUACUGUAAUGAAAAAUACUUAAAGUAAUUCAUUAUUGAAAAUAUUUUGUUUGAAUUUUAAUUGUUUGUAAAAAUUAAAUGAUACUCAAAAAAUGAGAAAUGAAAUUAUACAAAAUCUUAAUCGUGUUUUAUUAUCUUAUGAAUUCAAUUAAACUCAUAGACUUGAAAGAAAAAAUAAUUCAUAAAAAUUAGGGAUUAUUAAUAUAUAAAUUAGAUUUUUAUAAUUAAUAGCUGAAGAUCACUUUAGACCAGCUUAAGAUUUUUUAAGGAUUUAAGAAGGAUUCUCAUAAAAUUAUGAUAUGUUAUAAUAAUUGUAAGAUAUAUUAUUCAAUCAUUUUAAUUAAGAAACAUUCAUUAAUCUUAGUUUUGAUGAUUAUAUAUUAAUAGUUGGAUGUUUUGAUUGUAUAAAGGAAUUAAUUUAAGGACCAUGUCAUGAAAAUUAAAUGAAAAUAUGUUCAAUAUAAUUCUUAAAAUUAUGCUUUAAACUUCUCAAUUUUGAUGAUUCUCAUGCAAAAUUUACAGCUAUUUAUAAAAUUUUAACUAAAGAUCAUUAAUAAUUAUAAACUCGAUCUCGAGAAAAAACCUAAAGUGAAUUUAAUAAAUUUAUAGUUAGUUAGAAAAAGACAUAAAUAUAAUAGGAAUAUGUAGAAUAUUAUAAAAAAUAUCCAACAUAUUGCAAAAGGAUAUUAUAAUCAUUUAGAAAAAGUAAUAAUAUUAAUUACAGAUUGUUUAUGCUGUCUGAAAUUAAGUACAGAUGUUCAACUACAUUAGAAUCUUUAACAGAUGACUAAUAAACUUCUUCUGAAACAUUAGAAAAAAUAAAUAGCAUAAUUACUGAGAAAUUAGUUAUUAAAAAUAUUGCAAUUUAAUAUGAAAAGUUUAAAAUUCUCCAUUCUUCUGGUAAAAAUUAUACAAAUAAAAUAUUUUCUCAUUUAUUUGGGGAUCAACAAAAAUUAUCAAUUCUUAAUUAAGAAAUUAUUUCAAAUGAAGAAAAAUUUUGGAAUAUUGAAGAGAAUAUAAAUGUAGAUGUGGCUAUAAGAGAUUUUUGUGAUUCCUUUAUUAUUGAAACUGGAUUUUCUCUAUAUAAUGUUUUAGCAUAAAUCUUUUAACAUAAAAAUAUGGAUGUUUUAGAAAGAAUUUAUGAAUAAAUUGAUUAAGAGAAAUCAUAAAAGAAAUAGCUUAAAUAAUUGUUACUUUAUAAAUUAUAUCAGUCUUGGUUUUAAUUGUAAAAAGUAACUGAAAUGAUUACUAAGUAAUUAUAUUUAUAUUAUAUUAAAUAGUAAUGUUUUAAAAGGGAAAUAAAAAGAAGCAAUUAAUGAUAAAAUAUUCUUGAAAAUUUAUAAUUCUAAGAUAAUUUAAUAAGAUAAAAAUUUAUUAAAAUAAAACGAAAAAGAAAAUAAUAAUGAAAAAGAUAAUGAAGCAGAAAAAGAUUUUGAUUAGAAGAAACUUGGCUAUAGAGCAUUAAGAUUCUAUGCAACUAGAUCUGGAUCAAUAGAAAUCAUAUUGCCAUCAAAACAGAUUAAGUAAAUUAUAUUUCCACUUUUACCUCAUUGUUUUUCUUUAAAUAAUUCAAUUAAACAGAAGUUUAGUAAAGACAUUGAUAGAACAACUUAAUAAACUAAAGUUGAAUCAAUACUUUAUAAUUCUAAUAAAACAAUUCAAAAAUUAAAAACUGAAUAUUAAUAUCAAUUAUUGUAUAAAAGACAUUUUUUAGUUAAUAUGAUAGCAGGUAAUUAAGAGAUUUGGAAAUAAAUUAUAUUUUAUGUAAUUGUUAUGUAGAAUAUUAUGAUAUUAUUAACAAAUAAUGGAAAAUAUGAUCAUGUACUUGAUGAUUUUUUGUUGGCCUUAAAUAUUUUAUAAAUAAUUUUAUAAUUUGUUUGCUUUUUCAUUUUUAUUAUAAGAAAAUUACCUUAUUUAAGAAUAAAAGCUUAAGAGAUUGUAAUAGAAAGAUAAAUAAAUAGAAUAAGAAAAAGAGAAAUAAAAUAUAAAUAUUUAGAUAAUUCAUAAAGUGUUGUAUUAUAGGAAGAUUUUAUUUUAGAAAAAACAGAUGAAUUUUUAUUAGAAUAAAAUAAAUUUGUAAGAUUUUAUUAAAAUGUUACUGAUAGGUUAGUUUUAUUUAAAUAUAUAUUUUUUGAUUAUGAAAUGAUCUAUUUUUUAAUAUUUACUUCUAUAGCUAUUUCAGGAUUAUUUACAAAAACAUUAUUAGCAUUACUUUUACUUGAUGUAUUUUGGAGAUUUCCAGUGCUAACAGCAAUGAUAAACGUAAGGAAUUUUAAUUUUAAAUUAAUAGUCCGUUUGGCGCCCAAUAAUAUAAAUUUUACUUACAUUGGCUCUUUUUUUCAUACUUUAGUAUUAUUAUUCUUUACUAAUUUAUGAUUUCUACUCUGAAGACACUAACUAUACUCCAUAUUGUUAAAGCUUGUUACAAUGCUUUUCGUUCAUUCUGGAUGUAACAUUUAAAAAGGAUAGUGGGUCUGCAGGGUAUGUUGCAGCGUCUAAUGGUAUUAGUUCCACUUAUGCAAAUCCUGAUUUCCGCUUUGGCAUACUAAACUUUUGGGAAUUCUGUUAUUAUUUCUUUGUAAUCAGUUUAACCUAUUCCAUCUUCACUGGAUUGAUCUUAGAUUCAUUUGGAGCUGAUAGAGAAGAAGCAGAAGAACUUGAGACUGACAUAAAGGAAUUUUGUCUUGUUUGCGGUAUAGACAAAGGAAUAAUAGAAAAGAAAACCAAACAUAAAAAGGGAUUCAGAUUUCAUGUGAAGAAUGAACAUUAUGUUUGGAAUUAUAUAUUCUUUAUUUCCUAUAUUUAAGGAAAAAAGAAAUCUGAAUAUAAUGGUAUUGAAAGUUAUGUGGAUGAGGAAUUAAAGAAGGAAAGUAUUUCAUGGUUUCCUAUUAAUAGAUCAUUAUCAAUUAUUGAAUAAGAUGAUGUGGUAUCAAAUAUAUAAUAAAUCAUUUAGGAUUAAAUUGAUGAAAUGAUAGAUCAAUAAAUAAUCAUGAUUUCUCAAACUAUUGAUGCCAAGUUACAUUAAAGAGGUCUUAACAAAAACCUCAAUUAGGGUUGA
Molecule: messenger RNA, 8475 nt
Organism: Paramecium primaurelia
Lineage: Eukaryota; Ciliophora; Oligohymenophorea; Peniculida; Parameciidae
Source: the annotation of a GenBank genome assembly